This is a messenger RNA of Talaromyces amestolkiae, 2028 nucleotides long. RefSeq lists its product as uncharacterized. Lineage: Eukaryota; Fungi; Ascomycota; Eurotiomycetes; Eurotiales; Trichocomaceae. The coding region runs from base 1 to 2028 and encodes 675 amino acids. Gene Ontology annotation, molecular function: copper ion binding; quinone binding; primary methylamine oxidase activity. The transcript is spliced from 5 exons. Gene Ontology annotation, biological process: amine metabolic process. The record is from RefSeq and is a predicted model, not a curated record.
AUGAUGUACACCCAUCCACUCUCACAGCUCUCCGAGCUCGAAACCACAACCGCCAGAGACAUUAUCCUCGACUCCCACCCCACCAAAGCGAUCUUCUUCCGCGAAAUAUAUCUGCAAGAACCACCAAAGGCAGAGCUUGUCCCCUACCUAGAACUAGAGCAUUCCGGAAAAUUGAGUCCGACAUCGCCUCGUCCUCAGCGAUUGGCAAAAUGUCAGUAUGAUGUUGUCGGUGGUGAUCGUGUGCCGGAAUAUCACGAGUCUGUUGUCGAUGUUGAGCGCAAGAAGAGAAUCAAUCAUGUCGUGAUUGGGAAAGAACAUCAAGCUUCUUUGACGCUUGAUGAAUUCGACAUCUUCGUCAAAACCUGCCAAGAAUCCCCACUCUUCAAAGAAGCAAUCGCCAAGUUUAAACUUCCUGAAGGCUUCGACUAUGUCAUUGAGCCCUGGCCCUAUGGCGGUCGUGACCGCGUCACUGAUGACAGCCGCUACUUCCAAGGCCUCAUCUUCGCGCAGGAUAAACGGUCCAAAAACCCCGAUUCUAACUUCUAUGCAUACCCUAUUCCUAUCAUCCCCGUCAUGGAUUACCACAAACGCGAGAUCAUCCGCAUCGACAAAUUGGCUACGGGCGGAAAGGAGGACCCGCUGACUGCAUCAGAUGCUGAUUUCAGAGAGGAUGUUAUUGGUCAUUGUACAACGGCAGAAUAUAUACCAGAGCUGUUACCCAAGGGUACAAGGCAGGAUUUGAAGGAAUUGAAUGUUCUACAGCCGAAUGGUCCUUCGUUCAGAGUAUCGCAGGAUAAGUCGUUAAUUGAGUGGCAGAAGUGGAGGUUUCGUGUGGGCUUUAAUCCGCGGGAAGGUGCAACGAUACAUGAUGUUUAUUAUGACGGGAGGAGUGUUCUUUACCGAUUGAGUAUCAGCGAGAUGACUGUACCAUAUGCAGAUCCUCGGUAUCCGUUCCAUCGCAAGCAAGCAUUUGAUUUCGGAGAUGGAGGUGCUGGAAAUUGUGCCAACAAUCUGUCACUUGGAUGCGAUUGCUUGGGUGUUAUUAAAUACUUUGAUGCCGUCGCCACAGACGGCGAAGGUAAUGCCAAACCCGCCCCAAAUGUUAUCUGCCUCCACGAACAAGACAACGGCAUCGGCUGGAAACAUACCAAUUGGCGCACGGGACGUGCCGUGGUCACCAGAUCCCGCGAGCUGGUCGUACAAUUCAUCAUCACUUUAGCCAACUACGAGUACAUCUUCGCAUACAAAUUUGACCUCGCUGGCGGUAUUUCUGUUGAAUCCCGAGCAACAGGAAUAGUCAGUGUCGUGAACAUUGACCCCGGCAAAGUGUCCGAAUAUGGAAACGUGGUUGGUAACGGUGUGCUGGCACAGAACCACCAACACGUGUUUUGCAUUCGUAUCGACCCUGCUAUUGAGGGACACAAGAACACGGUAUAUGUGGAAGAGUCCCAUGCCGUGGAAAUGAACGAUAUCACCAAUCCGGAAGGAAACUUCUACCAAAUUCAGAAGACACCUGUUGAGAGAUCGAGUUGGUUUGAUGCGGCACCCGAGCAUAACCGGAUUAUCAAGAUGGUUAACACCGAUAAACUCAACCCAAUCAGUCAGAGGCCCAUGGGAUACAAAUUCACGCCAAUGGCAACGCAGCUUCUACUGGCUGACAAACGAUCAAUCCAAGCUAGACGGGCCCAGUUUGCCCAACAUCAUGUAUGGGUGACCAAGUACCGGGAUGGCGAGCUUUAUGCUGGCGGCCAAUAUACACUACAGAGCCAAGACGAGAUUGGCGGUGUUUAUGAUGCCGUGAAACGAGACGAAGCUGUCUCAAAUGAAGAUGUAGUGGUAUGGAGUGUUUUCGGAAUCACUCAUAACCCUAGAGUUGAAGAUUGGCCUGUCAUGCCUGUGGAAUGCUAUCAACUCAACAUCCGCCCUGCAGACUUCUUCACAGAAAAUCCAGCUAUUGAUGUCCCGUCAAAUAAAAAUCUGGCUUCGCAGCUGGUCACUUCGAGUUGCUGUACAAAGCCUAGCUUGUAG